This is a messenger RNA of Cotesia congregata, 324 nucleotides long. Lineage: Eukaryota; Metazoa; Arthropoda; Insecta; Hymenoptera; Braconidae. The record is from the annotation of a GenBank genome assembly.
AUGGAAUCGAGAUAUAUUGGGUACAAUUUCCUGAUCAGCGGUGAUGGAAAAGUCUACAUUGGACGGGGGUGGAGAACCGUCGGUGCUCACACCAUUGGUGUCAACAAGAAGAGCAUUGGGAUUGCUUUGAUUGGGACGUUUUAUGAUAAGUCACCAAAUUCAGUUCAAUUGAAUUCAAUGAAAAAUUUAAUUAAUUUUGGAAUUGCUUUUGAUUUUAUUGAUAAAAAAUUUAAAUAUUAUUCUGAGAUCAAUGACGUGCGUCCUUAUAUUAAUGAUCAACAUAAUAUUUCAAAUUUUUCUGAAAUGAUUCAAAAUGCACAAUAA